UUUUAGAGCGGCUUCGUUUGGCCCAAACGCAAACAAUUUUAUUGCUACCGAAGCCACAAAAUCGCUUUUGUAUUUAUUAAUAUUUCCGUUACGCAACUUGAAGAAAAACAUCAUCAUCCCUUUCUCUCCACUAUUACAUAAAUCUGUUUUUCUUGCGCGUCGCGACGCUCGGCCUCUCCUGGCGCCUCUUGUUUUGUUGCUACAUCACAUCAGUCGGCUGGCGGCCGUUCUCUUGUUCUACACCCUGCGAGAAUGUGCUGACGUAAGGUAAAGACGCGCGUCGCGACGCUCAACUAUACCAUGCGGUGGUUGCCAUGGACUAUCAAUGUGUGGUGGUUUACACGAUCAUUCGCAUACCGUCGCCCUCACGCCCCCGUGCAGUGGGUCGGGGGCGGCCGUUAUGGUGGCAGUACGCUGGCGGUGGUUGUUUGGAUUGGGUCAGAGGGACUGUCAAGAGAGCGGUAGCAGCUUACCUGAGAGCUCUAAACCUCUCACCCAACAAUGCAGUCGUCCACGGCAACUUGGCCUGCGUCUACUACGAACAAGGCCUCAUCGACUUGGCCAUCGACACUUACAGGCGCGCCAUCGAACUACAACCCAAUUUCCCUGACGCCUAUUGCAACCUGGCGAACGCGCUCAAGGAAAAAGGGCAAGUGUCCGAGGCGGAAGAGUGCUACAACACGGCUUUGAGGCUGUGCCCCAGUCAUGCAGACUCGCUCAACAAUCUGGCCAACAUUAAACGAGAGCAAGGAUUCAUAGAAGAGGCCACUAGAUUGUACCUAAAGGCUCUAGAAGUAUUUCCCGAGUUUGCAGCUGCCCACAGUAAUUUGGCUUCGGUGUUGCAACAGCAAGGUAAACUGAACGAAGCUUUGAUGCAUUAUAAAGAGGCCAUAAGGAUUCAGCCCACUUUUGCUGAUGCUUACAGUAAUAUGGGCAACACUUUAAAAGAAAUGCAAGACGUUGCUGGUGCUUUGCAAUGCUAUACCAGAGCAAUACAGAUCAAUCCUGCGUUUGCUGAUGCACACAGCAAUCUGGCCAGUAUUCACAAAGAUUCUGGCAAUAUACCGGAAGCCAUUCAGUCGUACAGGACAGCUUUGAAACUGAAACCAGACUUUCCUGAUGCCUAUUGUAAUUUGGCGCAUUGCUUACAAAUCGUUUGCGAUUGGUCAGAUUAUGAUAGUCGCAUGAAGAAGCUGGUUAAUAUUGUAGCAGAUCAAUUGGACAAGAAUCGUUUGCCUUCAGUUCAUCCCCACCAUUCAAUGCUAUAUCCUUUAACACACGAAUAUCGAAAGGCAAUAGCAGCUCGUCACGCAAACCUCUGCCUGGAAAAAAUCAACGUCCUGCACAAACCCCCGUACCGUUUCAUUCCAGAAAUCAAAGGGCGCUUGCGUAUUGGCUACGUUAGCAGCGACUUUGGUAAUCAUCCAACAUCACAUCUGAUGCAAUCAGUGCCCGGACUACAUGACAGAAUCAAUGUAGAGGUGUUCUGCUAUGCUCUGAGUCAGGAUGAUGGUACCACUUUCAGAAGUAAAAUUUCCAGAGAGUGCGAACAUUUUAUUGACUUAAGUGCAGAGCCUUGCAAUGGUAAAGCGGCAGAUCGGAUUUAUUCUGAUAAUAUUCACAUUUUGGUGAACAUGAAUGGAUACACUAAGGGGGCUAGGAAUGAGAUUUUUGCACUGAGACCUGCGCCAGUACAGGUUAUGUGGUUGGGUUACCCAGGCACCAGCGGUGCCAGUUUCAUGGAUUACUUGGUGACCGACGUUGUGACGUCGCCCUUGGAACUAGCCAAUCAGUACAGCGAAAAACUGGCCUACAUGCCCUACACAUAUUUCGUGGGCGAUCACAAGCAAAUGUUCCCUCACUUGAAGGAACGUUUGAUUGUGUCUGACAGAAGUAGCGGAGGUUUGGCCGAUAACGUGGCCAUAAUCAACGCUACAGAUUUGUCUCCGCUGGUUGAAAGCACCGACAUUAAGGAAAUCAAGGAGAUUAUCCAGCCAACCACUAGGCCUGUCGAGAUUAGUCUUAAAGUUGCUGAGCUUCCUACUACGACUCAAAUAGAAAAUAUGAUUGCUUCGGGCCAGGUGCAAACUUCCCUAAAUGGAGUUGUGGUUCAAAACGGUUUAGCAACAACACAAACAAACAACAAAGCAGCUACAGGAGAGGAAGUACCACAAAACAUUGUAAUAACUACCAGGCAACAAUAUGGUCUACCUGAUGAUGCGAUUGUUUAUUGUAACUUUAACCAACUUUACAAAAUCGAUCCAAUAACUUUACACAUGUGGGUCAAUAUUUUGAAAGCAGUGCCAAAUGCGGUAUUGUGGUUGUUGAGGUUUCCAGCAGUUGGCGAACCAAAUUUAAUAUCGACAGCGCAACAAUUAGGCUUGCCGCCUGGUAAAAUUAUUUUCAGUAAUGUCGCUGCUAAAGAAGAACAUGUACGACGAGGUCAAUUGGCUGAUGUUUGCUUAGAUACGCCUCUAUGCAACGGCCAUACUACUAGCAUGGAUGUUUUGUGGACCGGUACUCCAGUGGUCACUUAUCCAGGCGAAACUCUAGCUUCUAGAGUGGCCGCGAGUCAAUUGAACACAUUGGGCUGUCCGGAUUUGAUUGCGCGCAGCAGGCAAGAGUACCAGGACAUUGCCAUAAGACUAGGUACUGAUAAGGAGUACUUGAAAGGUAUGCGUCACAAGGUGUGGACGGCGAGAUCGACAUCGCCGUUGUUCGAUUGCAAAAUUUACGCCGAAGGGCUGGAGUUGAUUUAUUCAAAAAUGUGGGAGAGAUUCGCCAAAGGGCUGAAGCCCGAUCACAUCACUGAGACGACUGUCAAAAAAUGGCCGUAGAUUUUUUGACGAUUAUUUGAUUGUGUUGUAAAUAUUUUAAUUAUUAAAGCUUAAUUAAUUUUGUAGCUAAAGUGAUUAUAGUUUUUUAGGCUCGAAACUAGGAGCAUAAUUUAUUUGACUUUAUUAUUGACAUAUUGUCAUUUGUUUGAAAUAAUUAUAUCCGAGAUUUAAGUGGGAGUGUUUUUGUUUAAUGCUUUUAGAUAGG
Ceutorhynchus assimilis (cabbage seed weevil) is the source of this 3042-nucleotide messenger RNA. The record is from the annotation of a GenBank genome assembly. Lineage: Eukaryota; Metazoa; Arthropoda; Insecta; Coleoptera; Curculionidae.